This is a messenger RNA of Capsaspora owczarzaki ATCC 30864, 1016 nucleotides long. RefSeq lists its product as hypothetical. Gene Ontology annotation, molecular function: cardiolipin synthase activity. Gene Ontology annotation, cellular component: mitochondrion; membrane. The record is from RefSeq and is a predicted model, not a curated record. The transcript has 7 exons. Bases 127 to 924 code for a protein of 265 amino acids. Lineage: Eukaryota; Filasterea; Ministeriida; Capsasporidae. Gene Ontology annotation, biological process: cardiolipin biosynthetic process.
CACACGCGCGCGCCCAUCAGCACACACAGUUCAGUCCACUUCUGAAUAGCAGGCAGCAGUCGUCGAUGGCACACUGGACUGCAGCGGUGGUCCCGUUUCCACUCCACGUCGCUGCUGCCUGCUGCGAUGACAGGUGCUGCAGCAGCUUCAUACUGGAGCACUUUGAGGACCCGCCAGCAAUCGAUGUCCACAGCGUCGUCACCCGGCACCGCUCCCAAGGCCGAUGCUGCGAAAAAUCCACCAAUUCAUACAGAUCAACCCAUCGCAGGGCAAAACGCAGCAACGCCCGACGCUGCUGCCGCAGACGCUCAGCUGCAGCGAGUUUGGACGGUGCCGAAUGCACUCUCGUUUGCUCGCUUGGUCUCGUCGCCAGUGAUUCUCGUUUGCUUUGCAGGCAGUCAGUACCAUGCUGCCGCGGGCUUGUUUGUGUUUGGAGCUGUUUCCGAUUUGCUCGACGGAAUGAUUGCCCGAGCCUUUCCUAGUCAGCGGUCGAUGCUCGGAACCGCGCUCGAUCCGCUGGCAGACAAGUUUUUCAUGAUUUGCAGUGCAGCUGCGCUUGCCUGGGUGGGGUCGAUGCCAUUGCCGCUCGCAACGCUGGUCAUUGCUCGUGAUGUCAGUCUGAUCACUGGGGCCAGCUACUACCGUUGGAAGACAACGGAACGACCUCGGACUUGGACGAAACUUUUGGAUAUUACUCAAGUGGCCACGGAGUUUAUUCCGACUCGAAUUAGCAAACUUAACACGGCAGUGCAGUUCAUCACCAUCUUUUGCGCUGUUUUGACCUUUACACCAUACUCGAUCGUGAGCGCAACGACGUUGGACUGGAUGUGGUGGACAAUGGCCUUCACCACGUUUGCAUCAGGACUCAGCUAUGUUGGGAACAACAAUGCCGUCAAGCUGCUCAAAAUUCCCCGUCGGUCGUAGCAUUACAUUUGAUUGGGUGUGUGCUCAAAGAUGAGGAAUCAAAAAUGUACAUUUUUCAACGUAAAAAAAUAAACGACAACAAAAAAGCAAAA